CGUUAUUAUGCUGCGGGUCAGGCCCCGACGCCGACUCUAGUUCCGCAGCGCAAGAAGCAGAAGGUGAUCUAUCUGCAAGAAGCGGCUCCUGCAGCCCGUUCCUCUCCCGAGACUUCCUCGGAGACUCUCCUGCGGGUCGGGGUGAAUGUCACCUCAGGUCUUCUGGGGCUUUUCGGCUUACUGUACCUGACGUUGUUGCUUAUCGGCUCCCGGAUGGACGACGCUCACGUGGCCGGCUGGAUGCGCGACGCUAUCAAGACGGAGAGUAGUUUCAACUACUCCUUCGUAAAGUACCUCGCCUACGGCUACGGAACGGCGGACAAGGGUCCAAAGGACACGCCGAAACUGCUCACCGAUCUAACAACGUUCGUGAAAAACCUUCCCGACCUGCUUCCGCCGGGCGUCCCAGUGCCAAAGGCUCUCGCGGACUUUGCCACCUUUUUACAGAACCUGGACCCCACCGUGUUUACGAAUUUUCUUUCCGAUAUGGAAGCGUCAGGAUUGAAAUCGUCAGAGUUGAAAUAAUCUGUGAUGCAGAAAAGCGAUACAAGCUGGAACCCAGUUUGCAAGUGGCGCAACACAAAUGCUGGGAGCAUGGAAAUUCAAUUUGUCAUGCUGUUUGAGCAGAGAAGACUGCUUCUGUCAUGCUAUUUGAGCAGCUCUAUCUCACACCCCAAACAGGCUUAUAAUCGGCCUCAGUUGCCUGCUCUGCAAGACAGGCCCUUUGCAUCUAGCAUUUUAUGCAUCGCAAACUAUUUCAACUUUGACGAUUUCAAUCCUGACACUCCCAUAUCCGACUCGGGCGCCAACAUGUUUUCCGUGUCUGUCGCCCAGGUGGUACUCAUGUUUGUCCUCGCGCUCGCACUCCAGCUCGCAAAGUGCACGCCGAUGUUGAGAAAGGGAAGCAUCGUGAAGAGAAAAGGGUUGCUCGUUUUCCUCGUUAUCUCCCUCGCGAUGCUGUUUACCGCAUGGGUGUUGCACAUGCUACGGUGGGCGCGCGUGGCGCAGUUGUUCUAUGCUGAAAAUGACAAUGUCUGGUACGGCAUUCAGGCCAACGCCCCGGCCCCGGUCUACCCUGCCGACGGCUCGCCGCCAAUUAUCGAUUUCCCCGACUAUUUCUUCUUUUACCGCGCCGUCGCCGGUUUCCUGUAUGCAAGCCUACUGACCAAAUAUGGAAACAUUCCGACGAAGGAGGAUAUUCAACAGUUUGCGAGCGGGGACAUCGAUGGUGACUUCAACUUCCAACUCGGCUCGGGAGCAUUGUGGUUGUGCGAAAUGUGGAUGCCCAUCCUAACCAUCACGGGAUUCAUCCUUCUCAUCUUGGGCUACUGUAAACUGCCCACGGAGAUGAACGCUGUUGCUGAAAUCAGAAACAAAGACCUCGACUCAGAAGACGAACACCUGCCGUAGAUUUGUUUUCUUUGAUUUUACUGAAGAUGAUGUUGAUGUUUCUUUUUGAGGAGUUUUCUACUUAAUGGGUCGGUGAACAUAAGUCACCAGUUUGAUAUAUGUACAUUGGGAGAUUUUUUUCGUGAAGCAGGGACACCUACUUGAGCCACGUACUAGUACUAUCAAGAAUCCGAUGGAUACAACAAGAGCUGACUGAUGCUAGAUGAAAUGAUUUUCAUUUUGUUGCUAGCGUAGCGGCCAUACCGCAACGUGUACGUGGUGUGCGAUGGGAAUGAGAGAGUGGGGAUUUUAUCAGUUUUUCUUGACUUAUUUUUAGUAGCGAACUCCGCUUGAGAAACUGCGUUUUUCUUCCACUAGCAUGGAACAUGUCCUCGCAGGGUGACAAGUUCAGAAUACACCACACCAUACACUAGUAAAAAGCCGAUAUUACUUGGAUGUAGCUUGCGCCACGAUUCAACAUUGAUGAGUUGAUGCGGAUGAGGCCAAGUAAAAAAUCACUAUCAGCUGACAUAUGAGUAGAUCCUUUUCCUUUUAUCUAGUAGGCAAAACGAAUGCAUGGUGCGAGUUGUACCACACAGUACACGCAAGUGCAAUUUUCUAAAUCGUUACUUUCUUUGCGCAUAUCAAUAUCAGUGUUACUGAAAGUUUUUUAUCACAUUCACAACAUAGUAGUGCAACCGAGCAGGAUCCUUGACUACAAGGAUCCUCGAUUGCACUAGGUCCUCGAGGCCUGGGAAGAAAGAGAGGAGAUUGCACAUCAAGGUGAAUGAGUAGUCGACACGUUUCCUAUGGCGGACGUAGGCUUCUCAACUCGUUUUGCGUAUACCAAAAGCGAUUCGAUAUCGAUGGACUCCAUCUUGGAUAUCGUACAGAAUCAGAGUCAGUUCUUGUAAUCGU
Molecule: messenger RNA, 2307 nt
Organism: Amoebophrya sp. A120
Lineage: Eukaryota; Dinophyceae; Syndiniales; Amoebophryaceae
Source: the annotation of a GenBank genome assembly